Messenger RNA from Polypterus senegalus (gray bichir), 978 nucleotides. It is a transcript of the gene grxcr1a, whose product is annotated as glutaredoxin and cysteine rich domain containing 1 a. The record is from RefSeq and is a predicted model, not a curated record. Bases 82 to 975 code for a protein of 297 amino acids. Gene Ontology annotation, biological process: sensory perception of sound. The transcript is spliced from 4 exons. NCBI's taxonomy places the organism in Eukaryota, Metazoa, Chordata, Cladistia, Polypteriformes, Polypteridae.
UUCAGCAAUCAGGCCAUUGUUUAAAGCGUGACAUACUGGCAAAUGAGGUGACAGCUACGAUGUAAACGUUGAGUAUUUCUAAUGGAGGAGGCAAGCCUUCAAAAUGCAAUGAAAACAGGUGCAGAAAAUCAGCAGAGGAAGGUCAGGUUUCGUGUGGCCUCCUCUCGAAGUGGGAGAAUACUGAAGGAGGUCUUUGCAGAAGAAAGGACAGCAGAUUCGAAUGACUCCGAAUGUGCCAGUAGCUCAGGAACUGAACAAUUCAGUGCUUCAAAUGAAGUGAAUGGUCAUCAAAAUGGGCACUUAGGGUCAGAGCUGGAUGACAGUGAGAGUGAGCCAGAUGAUUUGCUUCUUUUUGCUGGAGUCUCGAAAGACAGAGGAUAUGGGACCAAAAGAGUCAACAUAUUAAGCAAAAAUGGGACAGUUCGAGGAGUGAAGCAUAAAGUCAGUGCUGGUCAAGCUCUUUUUAAUAACCUUUCCAAUGUCUAUCAGCCAAACUUAAUGCUGGAGUUUGGAAGAAUUGUAAUUUAUACCACCAGUUUCCGAGUGGUAAGAACAACCUUUGAACGAUGUGAACUGGUGAGGAAGAUAUUCCAGAAUCACAGAGUUAAAUUUGUCGAUAAAAAUAUUGCAUUAAACAUUGAAUAUGGAAAAGAACUGGAGGAACGGUGCAAAAGGGUGGCAGAAUCGCCAUCUCUUCCUGUGGUCUUCAUUGAUGGGCAUUAUCUUGGGGGUGCAGAAAAAAUAUUAGCAAUGAAUGAAUCAGGAGAGCUUCAGGAUCUUUUGACUAAAAUUGAGAAAGUUCAGCAUCCCCAAGAGUGUUCCACUUGUGGAGGAUUUUCUUUCGUUCCUUGCUCAGUGUGCCAUGGGAGUAAGAUGUCAGUGUUCCGAAACUGUUUCACAGACUCUUUUAAAGCCUUGAAAUGCACAUCAUGCAAUGAGAAUGGACUGCAGCCUUGCCCAAGUUGUGUCCACUAACAG